This is a messenger RNA of Neolamprologus brichardi, 5886 nucleotides long. The record is from RefSeq and is a predicted model, not a curated record. NCBI's taxonomy places the organism in Eukaryota, Metazoa, Chordata, Actinopteri, Cichliformes, Cichlidae.
GCAUUUCCUGCACUCACAUACAGAGGUUAAGUGUCAGUGGCGAGAGAGGACCGGUCUUACCUCCAGAGAAAACACGUGGAAAUCAAGGGACAAGGAAAAAAGUGGAAGGAAAAUGGAAAACUAUGUGACUGCACUCACUUUUGGGAUUUUCAUGCUCAGUGGGUGCUCGGCCCGUGUGGUGACGGUGCCUCCUGGUCCAUUAAUCCGGGUGGAGGGCCAGCCAGUCUCCAUCAGAUGUGAUGUCAAAGAAUACACAGGACCUAGUGAGCAGGAUUUUGAGUGGAAUAUGUUAAAGGACGCUAAAGGGCAGAAGACAAAGAUAAUCUCCUCUUUCGACUCUCGCUACUCUGACCAGAUGUACAGCAAGCGCGUGGCGUCCGGCGACAUAUCGAUGGUGCGUCUCCAAGACAACGAGGUGGAGCUGAAGAUUGCUGAGGUGAAGUUGACGGAUGCUGGCUUCUACGAGUGUCAAACACCGAGCACCGACUACGUCAUCAGUGGAAAUUAUAUGGCUCAGGUCCAACUCACUGUCAUUCCCAACACCCUCAAGGUCUCCCCCAAGACCCCGCUCCCAGUCAUCUCAGAGGGAAGUGACCUAACUCUCUCCUGCAAUGUCACCCGGGAGCUCAUCCACCCCACCUACCUGUCUGUCACCUGGUCGGUGAAGAAGGGGACGACGUCAGAGGAGAUUUUGACGUUUGGUCCUCAGGGGGAUGUGGUCACGGGGUCCAGGUUUGCCCGGCGUUAUGCGGACGGAGGCAUCCGAUUGGUCCCUGGCAGGAAUGGAGUGUUUGAACUGGUGAUUUCCAGAAUGACGACGUCCGAUGAAGGGAAUUAUGAAUGCAACGGGACGGAGUGGACGCACGAAAGUGGAGGAAAUUGGAUAAAAAUCGCGGAGAGUACCAAAGAGAUGGGAACUGUUGCGGUUACUCCUACAGGUCGUUCCCUCAACGUGAAGGCCUCACCCUCCUCCUCUCCCUCCUCCACCUCUCUCGUCCUCUCUCCUGGCAACUCGCUGACCCUGAUGUGCGGCGUCACCGCCGACAACCUGCCCGCCCUCUCCCUGGAAGUGUCCUGGCUGGCCGACGGCCGUGAAAUCAUCACCAUGGAUCGCAGCGGGGUGGUGAUCUCAAACACAUCCUCAAGCGGAGCGCGAGGAAAAACUGGGGAGGCGAGCCUGGAGCGAACAGAAACCGGCGACUACAGGUUGGGGGUGAGGGGGGUGACCAUUGAAAACGGAGGGAACUACACCUGCCGCGUCCGAGCGUUCAUCAAUAAAGAAGGACGGAGGUGGUACAUGACAGCGGAGAAGACAUCCAACCCUGUGACGGUGAAGGUCUCUGAGAUGCAGCCGAACUUCACGCUGACCCUCGUGGCUGACGUCAACCCCCAGACGACAGCUGAGCCAACAGAACUCGCCUGUCGCGUCACCAACAUUGCCAACUUACCUCUUGGAGGCCGACUGGGCGUCAGCUGGGAGCACACAUCGCUUCCUGGGUUAGGGGACGACCCUCAGACCUCACAUCCCAUUGGUUCCUUGGAUGCUAAUGGCAACCUGCUGCCGGGGUCGAUUUAUAUGGAAAGGAUGAAGAGCGGUGCGUUAACGCUGAGCAGAGUCCAGCCCAACACGUUCAAGCUGCGAAUCCUCCGCACACAGGAGAUCGACAUGGGCCAGUAUGUUUGCAGUGUGUCUGCUUGGAGCGUCAACAGCCAGGGAGACAUGGUGAAGACCUCUGAGAACAGAAGCUCGCCGCUGACUGUUCGAUGGGACGCCAAGCGUCCGAUUGUGAAUGUGGUGGCUAAACGCAUCCGUGAGGCAUCGGUAGGAGGCUCUACCUUUGAAUUGGGCUGCAGUGUCACCACUCAGAACAUCGGUGAUGCGGGGUACUCUGUGCUCAUCCAGUCUCAGGACAGCUUGGACAGCACCGUGAGGACCAUCAUGACUCUCAGCCCGGACAAUGUCGUACAGCACGGAGGAGCCACAGACCCAAACAGGAGAGACAAUCUGGUUCUGACCAAGUCUGGUGCGGCAGAGUUUCGGUUUCGCCUGGCAGGCGUCCAGCUGUCCGACAGAGGUUACUACUGGUGUGACGUCACUGCAUGGACAAAACAGCAGCCGGGACAGGCUUGGACUAAAGCCAGCAGCUCAGAAUCAAAUAAAAUCAGGAUAAACUUCCUGGAAAAUGGCCCAUCCUUCUCCAUCGCCAUCAAGUCGGACGAUAGCAGCGUUUAUCCGUGGGAAACGGCAAAGAUGGAGUGCUCGCUCAGCGUCUCCGGAUCCUCGCCAAAGACUGACGACCUGGCGUACGAGGUGAAAUGGUUUUUCACCCGGCUGCGCGGCGGUCCCGCGGCGGUCCAGGUGGCCAGCGUUGACCGUUUUGGCGUUGUGAGAAAAAUCAACCGCAAUUCAUCCAGCGACGUUACAAUAGAGCGCAAAGACACACACACCUACCUGCUCAACAUAUUUGGCACUCAGGACAGUGACAGCGGGGAGUAUUUCUGCUCCGUCACUCCCUGGUACCUGUCGGCCUCAACGGGAGCCUGGACAGAAGCUCAAGAGCUGACAUCAUCCAAAGUCUUCCUCGCUGUCAAAUUUGCAGUUUGGGACUCCCUAAAGUUACCUCUCUUAUAUGGUGCAUCGGCCUCACUGGGUGUCGGCCUCUUCUCUCUGGUCCUGGGUCUUGUUUGCGCCCAGUGCUGCUGCCGCAACACCGCACACCUUCCACGCUCACGCAACAAACUCAUGGACCUGGAGAUGGACUGACAAACACUUUCCCCCGCGCCCUCACACUGCAGCGCUCACAGGAAGCACCACACGCAUAACAGACACACGCCCACAGACGAUUUCUGGGACACCCAGUUGUUCCCGGGCGACGGGCGUUGGGAUUAAAAUGCAUUUUCGCAGUGCUUUAAAAGGUGCUCAGGACUGUUGUGUUUUUUCAACUCUGCAGUGUAGGAGCAGGGGACUUUCACGCUCACCAAUGGGAAAAAAUAGCCUUUCAGACUUCUGUUUCUAUGAAGAAAUCUUGUGGCACUUCUAGAGAAUUUUAUGCAGAUAAAUUUGUGCCCUGCCGACACCACCGCCGUACAAGAAGCUCUGAGGGAUCCAGAGCUUAAUAUCCGAGGAACAGGAGACUUCUGAGACAUCACUGCCACUUGGGAAUAAGGGAUCAGUAAACAGAUCUGCUGCCUCUAUAACCACUAGGGAUAACAAAUGAAGUGCUCAGGCCUGACUAAAUGCUUUUUUAGGUUUUCUUUUUUUUUUACUUAUCCUGAUGCCAAGGCAACCAGUAAGCAACGUACCAGUGAAUCCCACUAUAAUCUCUUUUUGGGGAAGCACGUAAAAUUCAUGGGUUCUUUGGGGUUGGCGAGACUGGAGUGCCAUUACUUAAUAUGAAUCUGCACAAGGUUAAAAGACAUAAUAUAUCCCUACUUAAGUCACAUGGGAAACAUCUGCUGAAGGUGUUCUGGCAUUGCGCUACCACCCCAAAGUAUUCCCACCUUAACACCUGGACUAUAUUUACCUUUAUUCUCAACUCUAGUUUUUUGAAAAUUCAGAGAUUUUAAAAAAAAUGAGACAUUUUUAAGCUUUACACAGAGAUAUGCAGUGUGUUUGUGUGUGAGAUAUACUGUACAUGGUGCCAAUAUUUUGAACUAAUGGAGGCGUGCUUGGUUCGUAUUGCCACAUCAACACUUGAACUGCUGCUCAAAGCGGCAACAGCAAGCACUCUUCUUUUAUAAAUAUUCAAAAAUGUAUCCAGCUGUUAUUUUUGCCCGGGUCUUGUGUGUGUUUCGUACACUGUGUGAGUGCCGUGCUACAGUGUGUGAGACAAAGAGUUGCAUGUACUGUUUUGUAAUAACAGUAUGAUGUCAUUCAUGAGUAACACAAGGCGUUUUUUUUUCUCCCCCACGGUUACAUUUUGAUCACAUCAAAGCUUCCUACAUCUAGAUCUGAAAAGCUAGCUGUCACCUCGCUAUGGCAGACUCCAGUUUGUUCGUACUGUGAACAAAAUGAAAAAAAUUGUUUGGGUGAUGUAAGGAACUUGGUUUCUUCCAUGGUUUGAAGUUUUCAAUAAAGUGAUGCAUGUUUCUUAGCUUUGGGUAUAAAAGGAAUAGUCGAAUAACUUGGGAAAUGUGCUUAGCUUGGUUAGCUUAGCGUAAAAGCUAAAGGAGGGGAAAUGCUAGCCUAGCUUGUUCAGAAGUGAAGCAGUUUGCUCUGAAAGAACUUACUCUUCCCUCUAUAUUUAACAUUUCCAACCAUUGUGCAUAACCAACAUAAAUGAGACUCUGAUAUUGUUGCUAAGCAUUUUAUGUCACUUUUGGUUUAGCUAGGAUAGCAGUUCUCCUCAUAAACAAUAUAAAAGAUGGACGUAGCUACUAUGUCAUCCACUGGUUUCUGGAAUCCCAUUUUGAAGCCUUGAGAUGAGCAUUUCCACUGUUGCUGUGUUCAUUGCAAAAAAAAUAAAUAAAUAAACUGCAAAAAAAAUAGUUGCGACAAAGAAGGGUGGGGCCAACUGUGAACCUGUACCCUUAUUGGCUAACAGCUUGGGAGUGGCAACAUGUUAGCUAAGAGACGUGUGGUUCAUUCCACAGAUAAUGUUCCAUGAAACACAGCAUGACCAGAAGUUACAAAAUAUAAUUUUUAAAUUUUAAUUAAUCAAUUUUGCAGCUACAUCUAUCGCCAUCUGGUGGCCUUCAGAUAGAAUGCAGGUUUAAGGCACUUUUUCCAAACGGACAGCUAACGGCUACAUCCAUGUUUUACGCUGUUUGUGGUUCCUUUACACACCAUGAACAAGCUACAGUGUAGCUAAAAAACUGACCAGUAAACUUCCAGUUGUUCAAGACGUGUCAACAACCAACGCGUGCAUUAUUUUUCCUUUGAUAUGUUUAGGUUCUGCUGUUUUCCUUGCACCUGCUUGAUUCUAAACUCUAAACUCUAAAAUGUAUUUCCAUAGGACAACAACAGAAAGAAACCUGCAAUAAUCGGCCAACUGGCAAAGUUAGCUGUGUCCAACUCGCAUCAGCUGACAUCUGUUUAGUCUCUGUGGAGUUUUUAUCGCAAGUGAAUGAACUUGCAAUGACGGGUGUGUCGUGUCGACUGCUGUGCGAACACACACAUACUUGAAGCAACCACACACACAGAAAAUGAGGAAGUUUGUGUCCGAACCCAGCAGGAUCCAAGUGGGCCUGUUGGGUUUUUAGCAUGAUGUGCCAGCCAGUUUUCUCCUGAACUGGCUGGGGUUGAAUCAGGCUUUGUUUGAUGUGUUUUAAAGAGAGUUUUAAGCAACUUUACGAGCAAUAUGAGGCUGUAGUCGGGUCACAGCUCCCAGAAAGCUAAACUUCUAUUAUUCACUCUUAAUCAGAACUAAAGCACUGUUAACUCAGGCAGCCAGUGCGGAGCCAUUAUCCAGUCACAAUAAACAGAUGCCCAUCACCGUGUUUCUGAGUUAAUGUUUUCAUAUCCCAUUUUUUCUAUUAACUGAAACCGAAACCAGUGGUCUGCAUCAUUUCCACAUACAUCUUCCCGGAAUUAGAAAAACACUGCUGAGUGUUUUGGCUUGGCUUAAGGAGGCUGGUUAUUUCAGAAACUUCCAGUGUGGUUCCUUAAAUCCUCUCCAUGAUUAUACUGGUGCAGUAUUCAGAACAGGUUCUUCCACUAUCAUUAACAUACACACACCUACACAUUCACAGGUAAACAGUAUCGCUCUGUGCCAGUAAACAAGACCUAAACAAGAAAAGUAGCAUCAGUACACAUCCCUGAUCAUGUGAUUACAUCACUGCAAGACCUCCCCAGUGUCUUUUUAUUUUGUCAUUUUAUUGCAAUUAGUAUGAUGACUCAUGAUGAUGUUUUUUAAUAAACAGAUUUGUAAGAUGUAUUCAUUCUGA